AUGACCGCCUCCCACGACAAAUUGCAAGACGCCGUGACCAACCGCCGAUUCUCCGCCGUUAUCUUCGACCUCGACGGAACUCUGAUUGACAGCGAAACGACCGCAUGCCAUGUUUUGAACGAGUUGGUGAAGAAGUACGCAAAGGAACAGCAAGAAACAGCAACUUCUGCAGUUGAAGAAGCGUCCAAUACAAAUAGCGCAGAGCGGCAGAACAGCACCCUAACAUCCGGGCCCACCCAGACCUUCUGGUCGAAAGCGGACCACUACCGGAUUCUGGGGCAGAAGGGGGACCGGUGGGCACCGCAGCUGCUGCAGAAGGUGGGUAUCAGUGAGGAGAAGGUGUCGUGGACAAGGGUGGUGAAAGAUUGGGAAAUUAUGAUGGGAAGCGUCUUCGCGGUACAAGAAAAACUACCCGUGGGGGAUGAACUGGACGAGGUUACGACAAAAGCCGCUGCCAGUGAGACGAAAGACGAGACGAGUUCUGCGAAAACUUCAUUCCAGCCGCAGAUCCCCGGUAUUCUUCCCGGUGCGGCGGAGCUCGUGGACGUUUUGAAAAAAAAGUCGAUUCCCCUCGCGAUCGCCACGAGCAGCAGUGCGAAUUCGGUCGGGAAAAAGAAGAAGUUUUACCACGACGCGAUUUUUUCCAAGAUCGACCUGGUGGUGACCGGCGACGAGGUGACGAAGGGCAAGCCCGACCCGGAACACUACCUGAAGACGGCGGAAAAGCUCGGCUUCCCCGCCCGGGAGUGUCUGGUGUUCGAAGACUCUGCGCUCGGGUGUCUGGCGGCCAAGCGCGCGGGCUGCUUCGUGGUCGCCGUCCCGGACCCCGCGACGCCGAGCGAUUUUGUCGCGGCAAAUUUCGAAGCGGACCUGGUGCUGGGGUCAAAGGGGUUGCUCGAGUUUGAGGUGGAAGAGUUUUUUUAUCGGGUAUAAAGGCGUUGAUGUGAAGGCACCAUACUCGAAAAAUGUAGCCGUCAAGUAGAAACCUCGUUGCAGAGAAGGACAAUAACGAAGCUUUAAACAAAACAUGCUGUUGUGUGUGCACGCAAGAGUCGAAUCGAUUUUGCUUUGUGCAGCUGGAAUGAAAAAUAUCGACGAAGCUCGCAGCUCAUGUCGUGUGUGGUG
Amoebophrya sp. A120 is the source of this 1125-nucleotide messenger RNA. Lineage: Eukaryota; Dinophyceae; Syndiniales; Amoebophryaceae. The record is from the annotation of a GenBank genome assembly.